Messenger RNA from Helianthus annuus (common sunflower), 1026 nucleotides. RefSeq names its product protein HAPLESS 2-like. Gene Ontology annotation, biological process: proteolysis. The record is from RefSeq and is a predicted model, not a curated record. NCBI's taxonomy places the organism in Eukaryota, Viridiplantae, Streptophyta, Magnoliopsida, Asterales, Asteraceae. The coding region runs from base 1 to 1026 and encodes 341 amino acids. Gene Ontology annotation, molecular function: serine-type endopeptidase activity; protein binding. The transcript is spliced from 8 exons.
AUGAUGCAACGAUCAGCCCAUGACGCGAAUACUGUCACGUUUGUUCUUGUGUUAUCUGCUUGUUCGGGUAACAAGAAUUUUAAAUUCGGGCUGCAAGUUCACGGGCUUCUCGUGAAAGUCGAUUUAGUACUCGAUUUGUUAGUCGGAACUGCGCUUUUGGACAUGUAUUCGAAAUGUGGAUAUUGGCAUCAGGCUUAUGAUGUGUUUAAAGAGCUGCGCGAAAUCAGGAGUUUAAUCACAUGGAAUUCAGUGAUAUCCGGGAUGAUGCUAAACGGCAAAAGCGAAAGCGCUAUCGGCGUUCAAAUCCUCUCCAAAUCAAAGCUUGAGAAAUGCGAAAGGUCUUCGGACGGUCCUCUCAACUGCACCUCAAAAAUCGUCAUCAAUAUGGCGGUUCCUAGGAGUGGUAAAGAAGCGUCCAUUGUGGUGCGAGUGGAUGAGGUGGAAGAGAAAUCGGAUGACACAAUUAAAACGCUUCGGGAUCUACCUGUGAUUACUGUUUACAAAUCUGCAGCAUACGCGCUGCAUGAUCUGACUUAUAUUAGAGAUGUCCCUUAUAAACCUGAAGAGUUUCAUGUUAAGACGCGCAAGUGUGAGUCUCAUGCUGGUGCAAAUAUUGUUGGGCAAUGUGUGAGCGUGGCAAUAGGAGCGUUUGCUCCAAUGGAAAAGGGUAUUUUGGUAAGUUGCUCUGCGGGUAACGCGGGGCCCACUUCGUACAGUUUAUCCAACGUGUCACCGUGGAUAACAACCGUCGGCGCAGGGACAUUGGACCGUGACUUCCUGGCGUACGUUAGUCUCGGCAACGGGAGAAACUAUUCUGGUGUCUCGUUGUAUAUGCUGAUUGAUGGAAGUGUUCCAAACACACGAGUUACAGCAAAUUGUGGUGUAGUGAAGCCAAAAGUUGCUGCAGCUGAAUAUAUAUCUCAAGGUCUUUUAUUACUUACUCUUACAUCUUUAAUAGCUAUGGUUGAAUAUAGUGAAUUGGCUGACGCGGCGACAAUAAGGAGUAAGUGCAGGGACCAACUAUGA